Molecule: messenger RNA, 2846 nt
Organism: Chiloscyllium plagiosum (whitespotted bambooshark)
Lineage: Eukaryota; Metazoa; Chordata; Chondrichthyes; Orectolobiformes; Hemiscylliidae
Source: RefSeq, a predicted model, not a curated record
UGUGGCGCUGCAGGAGGGAAGCUGGGGAGCUUCAGGCUGUUGAUGGGAAAUAGUGGGAGAUUUUUACAGCCAGCACUUUAAUAAACUUUCUCAGGCAUUCUCUUUAAAAAGAUGAAGAAUCAGGCACAGACAGAAUCUUCCAGUGAUGUAACUAUAUCCAGACGUGCAGAAUUACAGAAUUGCCACUGCACAGUAGGAGGCCAUUUAGCUCACCGUGUUUGUGCUGGUUCUCGAAAUUACAAAAAAGCAACAGGACGUGAAGCUCAGGAGAAAUGUAAAAUGGUGUCUGCCCUGAAAGCAGGAGAGGACAGGGCCAUAUUUCUGGGCCUGGGAAUGCUGGUCUGCUCGAUAGUGGUUGCAUUCCUUUUAGGAUCAAGUGUAGUCCAAUCCCGCAAAUACAGUGUUUGGACAGAAGAAUCAACAUGUACUGUCCUUGAAACCAGAAUUGCAAAUUGUAAGGAAUGCAUACACAACUGCAUAUCAAAAUGUUGGAAGCCAUCAGAGUAUCCUUGCGUGCAGAUAUAUGUCAAUCUAUCCUCAACAGGGUCAAGGGUUCUGCUACACCACACACAAGAAAGUGUACGUUUUAAUCCUGAGUGUUUCUGUGCUACAAAGUGUAGUAGGAAUCGUUCAGAAACUGAAAGGCUCAUAGCUUCUAUUACAGACAAUAGCACACAAUUCCAGCCUAUUUCUUUUCCUUGUUACUAUGACCCAGAAGGACGACAAACUAAUGUUCUCUUGACAAGGUUUGAUUUGUCUAAAGCUGUGUUACAUUCAUCUUUUUGGCCUUCUUGUAUAUUUCUUGGUGGAAUUGUAAUUAUUGCCAUGGUAAAACUGACACAGUAUCUGUCUCUGCUUAAUGAACAGUCACAGGUGAGAAAAAAAUGCUAAUUUUCUCCAAAGUUCCUUAAGAAUUUACAUGUCAAAAUGUUACCAGAAAAAGAAUUUAUUUUCUCUGUUACACAUUAUUAAAUACAUUUUACUAGAAUGUCUGUUGAUUAAAUAUGUAAAGUACACUUCAAGCAUUUCCAUAAUUAAAUAAUAAUUUAGAAAUGUAUUACUAAUUUGCACAGUGAUAACGGAAGUCACAGAUACUGAUUAGCAAAACAAGAGAUGUUAAUACGUGAAAAACAGUCACAUUCUUAGAAUGAACUAAAGUGAAAGCAGUGCCUGCAAACACUGAGUUAAAGCUAAUGCAUUAAACCUAAUAAUUAUCUGUCUGUUUACUCAGGAUUAUCAUGUGGUUCCUGAACUUUCACAGGGGAAUAGGGGAUUUUUUUAAAACUACAUAUUUUUAAAUAAUAUACCUGCCAUCCAUUUUGUUUCUAAGGCUGAAAUAUAAAGUAUAUUUUUAUUUGAAUAACUGAUUUUUAUUAAUCAGCUGAAGUAGGUAGAGAAAUCAGUGAGACUAUAGCAGGAAGUAGUGACAAGAUGCAGUCUUUUUACAGACGUUCAGGUGCAUUAUGUCAACCGAGUAUGAAUAGCAGGGUGUAAUUUCUUUUUAACGGAAACUUUAUAGUUUAUUUUAGAAAUUCUGCCUUUUUAAAAAGAAAGUUAAUGUGUUAAUUAGGCAAAUUGCUUUGUCCUGAAGGGUGUGCUAGGACUGAGUGCUGUAGCUGUUGCACUCAUCUAAGCAAGUGGACAAAUGCCAUCACAUUCACUGUAUGCCUUCCAAGCUAAUGGAGGACAUUUGGGGAGUCAUCGGCUAAGCCAUUCAACACCGAAUACCCAGCCACUGACUUUUUCUGUUGAGUAUCCCAGGAGGUGGUUAGGCUCACUACUGUUAGAUGGUCAUUACCUGUGUGAUGUGAAUGUUACUUGUCACUUGUCAGACAAAACCUGGAUAUUGUCAAGGUCUUGGCAAAUCCAGGCAUCAACUACUUCGUUAUCUGAGGAAUUGUUAUUGAAACUGAAAACUGUAAUUAUCAACAAAUAUAACCAAUUCUGACCUUACAUUGGAGGGAAGUAACAAUGUUGAGCUCCAGUGCUAUCCCGAGAAACUUCUGCACUGCUGUUCUGGAAUUUAGGUGAUUUUCCUCUAGCAGCCACAAUCAUGACCAAAAACAAUACAAAUAAUUACUGCUGCCAUAGAUUUAAGAUCAUCACAAGAAUGAAAAGAGAGGUUAAGAAAUCCUUUUUUUAAUGCAGUGGAUUGUAGAGAAAUGGAAUAUCCUCUCUGAAAUAGAGAUGGAAGCAAAAUUACAAACAAAAGAAUUUCCAUUUCUGUAAUGUUUUUCAUGAUCACAGAAUAUCAACAAUGCAUGACAGCCAAUGAAGAACUUUUUUUUCAAAAAUGAGAGAGAUGGAUAAAGAGGAUUUGAAGUGAACAGUCUGUGCAGACACCUGCACAGGCCUGAUGAGCUGCAAAAUUAUACAGGUCAGAAGCAGACCAAUUCAUUGUGUAUCCUGGUAAAGAUUUUCCUGUAAACAUUUGGCUCAAAUAUUCUUUGUUACUGUAAACUUCUGGAAUAAUGAGAUGAUAACAAUAUGGCAACAAAGUAUUUAGGAAUUAGUAAAUGACAGCACCAAUAAGGUAUCACCUUAGCACUUGAGAUUUAAGGAUUGAGAAUUAAACUGAAAGUACUAAGAAAGAGGUUGUAUUAGAAUGAAUUUCAAAUCCAAAGCAGAAGAAGAAAUAAAAGGAGAAUAAUUGGAUUAAACAUGAGGGGAAACUGAAAGGAAAAGUAAUAAGACCUGUUUUCAAAUUUAAAAAUCUGCAGUAACAAUCUUAUUAAAGGAAUGAGACUCCAUCCUUAUAAUUUUCCCUUUCUGGACCAAAAAGGUUAAUUAGCAGCCAUUAAUUAUUGUCAUAAGGUAAAAGAUUACUGUACCCUAUUUUUAUAAAU